UGAUCGAUUUGCUGAAUUAAAAGACAAAUUGUGAUGCACAAAAUUUAGUUAAGUUUCGGAACUCGGUCGUAAGUGAACAUACGUGAGCGUCCAAAAAGGAUAAUAAAGAAAAUAUAAAUCGGUGCUGUUUUAGUUAUAUCCUGUGAACAAAAAAUUACAUAUAUUUAAAGAAAAUAGUCCUUUUAAGGAUAACCUUAAAAACAAAACAAAAAUAAUUGUUUCCCUUAUCCUUAAAAACCGAAAAUUUGAAUUUGAAAUUAAUAUUCGUGUCAACAGCAAGUGUUUGUUGUGCCAAAAUGACCAGUGAACAUGCAAUUUCCUACGAUGAUUUGGAAAGGCGCCGCCAAAAAGUUGCUGCCGCACGUAAACCCUCCACUCCGCAGCCAAUUGAAACGGAAUCGGAAGCCAUGCAAGCGAUUAAUGAAAUAUUUAAUCCCACACUAAAAAUACCAGUAAGCUCGGGUCCCUAUCGGCCACCAGAGGAAAUGUCUCCAGAGGAUUUUGAUGCAGAACGAGAUUUAGACAUACGAAAAUUGGCCGAAUUAAAAGAAGUAUUUUUAUUAUUCGAUACCGAUUGCGAUGGUUUGAUAUCAAAGGAUGAUCUACGUUUCACAUUUGGAGCCUUGGGUUGUGAAUCGACCGAGGAGUUAUUGGAGGAAAUGCUAAAAGAGGCUAAAGACCCUCUAAAUUUGGACUCCUUUGUAGAACUGAUGAGUUUUCGAACAGUCGAGCUAGAUCCCGAAGAUGUGCUUCUGGAGGCAUGGAGUAAAUGGGAUUUAUAUGGGACUGGAAAAAUUGAAGAAAAAAGAAUGUUUGAAGAAUUGACAAGUUAUGGAGAUCGUCUCUCCGAUUCAGAAGCCAAAGCAGCUCUGAAACAUGCUCCAUUGGCCAAGCCCAAAAACUUAGAAGAUCCUCCCAUGAUUGAUUAUCCGGCUUUCUGUCAUUUGUUAUGUGGUGUGAGGAAACGUAAAGAUAUGCCAGAAGGGGAAGAGAAUUGAAAGAAAAUAUAUAUUUCUAAAUUUGUUACGUAUUAUUU
Musca domestica (house fly) is the source of this 1036-nucleotide messenger RNA. RefSeq names its product myosin regulatory light chain 12A. Gene Ontology annotation, molecular function: calcium ion binding; myosin heavy chain binding. Gene Ontology annotation, biological process: post-embryonic development; locomotion. Lineage: Eukaryota; Metazoa; Arthropoda; Insecta; Diptera; Muscidae. Gene Ontology annotation, cellular component: cytoplasm; myosin II complex. The transcript is spliced from 5 exons. The coding region runs from base 297 to 998 and encodes 233 amino acids. The record is from RefSeq and is a predicted model, not a curated record.